Messenger RNA from Paramecium primaurelia, 1075 nucleotides. NCBI's taxonomy places the organism in Eukaryota, Ciliophora, Oligohymenophorea, Peniculida, Parameciidae. The record is from the annotation of a GenBank genome assembly.
AUGAAUUAUGCUAAUCCAUUUUCUUUAUCAUCUCAUACAAGUUUUCUAAGUCCCAAAGAAAACCCAAGUAUUUUAACUAGCUUUCUCUCUUAAAAUUAAUCAAUUAGAUCAUUCUAAUCAAUUCCUACAAAGUUGAGUUUCAUAUAACAUCAAAAAAAUCCAAAGGAAAAAAAUUAUCUAUCUCCAUGAUCUAAGAUAGUAACCUUGCAUGAAGAUAGAAAAUUAUAAAAUAAGAAUUAAGGAAGAAUUAAAUAUGUUUCAGAACAUUCUACAACACCUAAUCUAUACAUUUCAAAAAAACAUCCUAAAAUUCGUAUUCCUAUGCUUCCUAAACUAUCCCCUGAACCUAAAAUGGAAGUAUAAAGAAUGCCUUAUAUAAAUAUAAUGACAGAACCAACUGCUGCAAUCGAGGAACAUAUUGACAAAGGAAGAAGUAAUGGUGAAAAAAGUGUUGAUGAUAUAAGUAAUUAAUAUUGAAUACAUCCAAUAAUUUACUACAUGCUACUGAUAUCAUACAGAAUAAAGAAGACUAAUUAUCAACAAGUAAACUUUCACUCAAAUCCCAUUUUAAAUUGGCAGUUUAAAAAUCAUUUCGCAAUCAUCCUAAGAAAGUAUUAUCUUUUUUAAUUAGUUAUUAUUUAAUAUCCUAAUAUCCAAUGAAUUUAAUACAUUUCACGAAUAAGAAAGACUAUCCAUUCAAAUUAAAUUCGAACCAGGUAAUUAAGUUUUGACCUCUAAAUUAACAACAUUGAUAUAAUUUAUCCAUACAAAAGAAAUCUAAAAAUAUUUUCGUUAUAUAAAUGGUGAAUAGUUUAGUGUAUCAACUCAGGUAUUUUAAAGGAAAAUAAAUUUAAUUCAAAAAGGCACAAAUUCUAGAAAUAUGAUAUAAUUAGAAUCUUUUCUUUACUUCCUAAAUCAUCAAAGGAAAUCUACAAGUUUUAUUUCGAAAUAACAAAAUAAUAUUUAAUUAGAAAUAUAUGAUAAGAGAAAUGAGAAGAAUGAGGAAUCAUAAUUACAUUAGAAUUAAAUUAAUAUAACAGUAACAUUUGAAAAUAUUGAAAAAACAGUGUAUUGA